UAAAAAAGUGUACAUAACCCUUUGACAAUGAGAUAUUCCAUUUCUGAAAUCAAAUAUAUAUAUCUUUUUUAUCGAGAAAAAGAUUACAGAAUAUAUUAUACAGAAAUACGUUUAAAUAAAUAUUAACACUGAGUGAUUUAAUGUUUUAAGCAAUAUGGGAUUAUUAUUUUCAAAAUUGUGGAGUCUCUUUGGCAAUGAAGAACAUAAAAUAGUUAUGGUAGGAUUAGAUAAUGCUGGUAAAACAACUAUAUUAUACCAGUUCCUAAUGAAUGAAGUUGUUCAUACAUCACCAACUAUUGGAUCCAAUGUUGAAGAAGUUGUUUGGAAAAAUAUUCAUUUCAUAAUGUGGGAUUUGGGUGGACAGCAAAGUUUAAGAGCUGCAUGGUCUACCUAUUAUACUAAUACAGAGUUUAUUAUUAUGGUUAUAGAUAGUACAGAUAGAGAAAGACUUUGCGUAAUAAGAGAAGAGUUAUACUCAAUGCUAAAUCAUGAAGAAUUAAGUAAAGCUAAUGUUUUAGUUUAUGCUAAUAAACAAGAUUUAAAAGGUAGCAUGACAGCUGCUGAAAUCUCUAGACAACUAGAUUUAACUUCCAUUAAGAAACAUCAAUGGCACAUACAAAGUUGUUGUGCACUUACAGGAGAAGGGCUUUAUCAAGGUCUUGAAUGGAUUGUUGGUCGUUUAAAAAAGACAUGACGUACAUUAUGAGGAAUGAUUUUGAAUGUAACAAAAUAUUUAAACUGUAAAGUAUAUCUUUAUUGUAAGUUACUGUGUCACUCUACCAAUUGUACAAAUGAUAUAAGAAUGAAUGAUUAUAUUU
Messenger RNA from Apis florea (little honeybee), 818 nucleotides. It is a transcript of the gene Arl5, whose product is annotated as ADP-ribosylation factor-like 5. The record is from RefSeq and is a predicted model, not a curated record. Gene Ontology annotation, molecular function: GTP binding; GTPase activity. NCBI's taxonomy places the organism in Eukaryota, Metazoa, Arthropoda, Insecta, Hymenoptera, Apidae.